GGCGGCGGCCGCGGUGGUAGCGGCGGCUCCGGGACGAGCGGGAGGAGCCCGAGGAGCGCCGUGAAAUGGGCCGGCUCCUAAGAGAGCAGGGAGGACACUGCUUCUUACUACAGCUGCUUAGAAGCACCAUCCAAAGCUCAGAUGUGGGCGCCCCAGCCAGCAGCAGAGAGGGGUGCAGGGGAGCCAGAGAGAAGCCCCUUCUGAUGCCCCCCAGGAGCAAGCCGACUCCUCCCAGGCUCCAAGAACAGCACAGAGCAAUAUGAAACCUGUCCAUGAAAGGAGCCAGGAAUGCCUUCCACCAAAGAAACGAGAUCUCCCAGUCAGCACCAGCGAGGACAUGGGGAGAACAACCAGCUGCUCCACCAACCACACACCCUCCAGUGAUGCUGCUGAAUGGGCCCGAGGGGUUGUGGUGGCCGGACAGAGCCAGGCAGGAGCUCGAGUCAGCCUGGGAGGUGACGGAGCCGAGGCCAUUGCUGGUCUGACGGUGGACCAGUAUGGCAUGCUCUACAAGGUGGCCAUGCCACCUGCCACCUUUUCCCCAACUGCCAUCCCAUCAGUGGUGAACAUGAGUCCCUUGCCCCCCACAUUUAAUGUAGCAUCCUCGCUGAUUCAGCACCCUGGCGUCCAUUACCCCACAGUCCACUAUGCCCAGCUCCCCUCCACCUCUCUGCAGUUUAUCGGGUCUCCUUACAGCCUGCCCUAUGCUGUCCCCCCCGGCUUUCUCCCUAGCCCCCUCCUUUCUCCUUCUGCCAGCCUCACCACCUCUCACCUUCCACACUUCGUGCCAUAUGCCUCACUCUUGGCAGAAGGAGCAACUCCUCCCCCUCAGCCGUCCUCCCCAGUCCACUCAUUCAGCAAAGCCCCCACGGUCACCUCCCCGCCGGGCCAGCUGCCCCCUCACGCAAGCACGCAGCCUUUGGACCUCGCUCCCGGCCGGAUGCCCAUUUAUUAUCAGAUGUCCAGGCUGCCUGCUGGGUACACCAUGCAUGAAACCACCCCGGCAGGUGCCAGCCCAGCUUUGACCCCUCAGGAGGGCCAGACUGCUCUGGGAGUAGCCACAGCCAAUGGACAGAGAGCGCGCGAGCGGGAUGGAAUGCAGAGGGAGAGUGAUAGCCGGGAGUCACCAGGCAGCAAGGGCACAGGCCAGAUGCUGGGGCCAGUAGUUGAGUGUGUAGUGGACGGACAGUUGUUUUCAGGGUCACAGACUGCACGGGUGGAGGUGGCAGUACCAGCUCACCGAGGAACCCCUGACACUGAUCUUGAGGUCCAGCGGGUUGUUGGCACCUUAGCUUCUCAGGACUAUCACUCGGUGGCAGUCCCACCGAAGGAUGAGCCGAGCCCCCUCAACCUAUCCCAUCACACCCCCGACCACCAGGGGGAGGGCCGAGGGCCAGCCAGGAACCCAACUGAGGCGGCAGAGAAGAACCAGGCCCGAGGGUUCUACCCGCAGUCUCAUCAGGAACCAGUGAGACACAGACCUUUACCCAAAGCAGUGGUUGUAGCGAAUGGCAACCUGGUGCCCACCGGAACUGAUCCAGGCCUGCUUCCUGUGGGCUCGGAGAUCCUGGCAGCGUCAGGUUUGGAUGUGCAGACCAGAGUCACCUUCCCAGACAAGGAGCCAACGCCGCCCCCUGUCCCCUCCCCGCACUUGCCCUCCCAUUUCAUGAAAGGCGCCAUCAUCCAGCUGGCCACGGGGGAGCUGAAGCGCGUGGAGGACCUGCAGACCCAGGAUUUUGUGCGCAGUGCCGAAGUGAGUGGGGGCCUGAAGAUUGAUUCAAGCACGGUUGUGGACAUUCAGGAGAGCCAGUGGCCUGGCUUUGUUCUGCUGCAUUUUGUAGUGGGUGAGCAACAGAGUAGAGUGAGCAUUGAGGUGCCUCCCGAGCACCCCUUCUUCGUGUAUGGCCAGGGCUGGUCCUCUUGUAGCCCCGGGCGGACUGCACAGCUCUUCUCUCUGCCCUGCCAUCGGCUCCAGGUGGGAGAUGUCUGUAUCUCUAUCAGUUUACAGAGUUUGAACAGUCACAUGGUUGCUCAGGGCAGCUGUGCCCCCCCAGGCCAGCUGGGUCCCCUCCGGGAAAGGCCUGAAAGGACAGUGUUGGGACCCAGAGAGCAAUGUGACAGCGAGGGGAAGAGUGAGCCCUCAGGAGAGGUCUCCCCGCCGGAGCCCGGUGCUCAGGCCUGCUGGCCAGCUCCCAGCUUCCAAAGAUACAGCGGGCAGGGCCCGGAGGCGCAGGCUGCGCUACUGAGACCCUCUUUCAUCCCACAGGAGGUCAAACUGUCCAUUGAAGGGCGAUCCAAUGCCGGAAAAUGAGCCUCUCCCCGGGUGGCACUGGGACACUCCCCUCCCCCAAAGUUGGGCCUCACCACAAGCUGGUGGAGGAUUUGCACAUGCCAAGCAGGGAUGGGCUCUCUUGGCAGUCAGAUGGGGGCAAGGGGUCAUAGGGAAGGCCUGAAGGCAGCUUCCCCAGGGCAGGGUCUGUGUUCACCCUGUGGCAUCCUUAUGGGAUGGCCCCAGAGGGCACCGUGAAG
Suncus etruscus (white-toothed pygmy shrew) is the source of this 2529-nucleotide messenger RNA. It is a transcript of the gene ATXN1L, whose product is annotated as ataxin 1 like. NCBI's taxonomy places the organism in Eukaryota, Metazoa, Chordata, Mammalia, Eulipotyphla, Soricidae. Gene Ontology annotation, cellular component: nucleus. Gene Ontology annotation, molecular function: RNA binding; protein binding. Bases 260 to 2311 code for a protein of 683 amino acids. Gene Ontology annotation, biological process: regulation of DNA-templated transcription; anatomical structure development. The transcript has 3 exons. The record is from RefSeq and is a predicted model, not a curated record.